AUGGGCCUCUCACUCUACAUCGUUGCUCUUCUGAGCUUGGCAUCACAUAUUAGCCCUGCCCAGGCAGCUUUCAAAUACUCGGACGUCAAGCAAGUUAUUUCUUUCGGUGAUUCCUACAGUUUUGUCCAAGGCACAUACGGACAGCCCAACAAGACAUUUAUUGGCUCCUACACUCAAUACGCCUACACAUCCACACAGCUUUUGAACAACAAGAUGGUACAGAACUUUACCGGCACAGCAGAGGGUGGAGCAAACUGGCUCCAGCGUCUGACUGGCUGUGGAGUGCAAGACGGUAGCUAUUCGCCGGCAAACUGCUCCAUGUCCCUCUGGAACUUUGCAUAUGCCGGAGCCUCCGUUGGCGAUCAGUGGCUGCCCAGACACAACCCAUACACCAUUCCUCUGGUGAACCAAACCUCGCGGUACUUGACCUAUGGUGACCCGGUUCUGCGAUCCAAGGCCAAGAUCAACAAGAGCACGGCCCUCGUCACUAUCUGGAUCGGGGUCAAUGAUAUCUUUGACACGGUCACCUACAAGCCAUCCAACAUCACCAACGAGGCAUUCUGGGCAAGUGAGAUCGAUGGCGUGUUCCAGCAAAGCGUUCAGCCACUUUACAACAACGGAUACAAGAACUUUCUAUUCAUGAACUUGCCUCCUCUCGACCGCACUGCAGGAAACCAGCGCUCAUCCACUCCCUACCCCUCCAAGGCCCAAGUCAACUCUUGGGGUUCCAUCUUGGCCAACCGUACCCAGGCAUUCCAAGCCAAGUACUCCGACUCCAAGGCUAUGCUCUACGAUGCCAACACUUUCCUCAAUAAUGUCUUGGACAACCCCAGCAAGUAUGGCAUCACCAGAACCAACUCCUACUGCGCUGCAUGGAACCAGAUUGGUGUCCUGACCAACCCUGCCUCAUAUGGCUGCUCUUCGCUGGACAAGUACUUUUGGUACAACGCUGCACACAUGUCUGUCACCACUCACAAGGUCAUGGCGGCUGAUCUGAAGUCAUUCCUUAUCUCUCAAUCUUCAUCUUGA
Molecule: messenger RNA, 1029 nt
Organism: Pestalotiopsis fici W106-1
Lineage: Eukaryota; Fungi; Ascomycota; Sordariomycetes; Amphisphaeriales; Sporocadaceae
Exons: 1
Coding region: 1-1029 (342 amino acids)
Molecular function (GO): hydrolase activity, acting on ester bonds
Source: RefSeq, a predicted model, not a curated record